AUGAUCAACCUAACUGAAGAAGAGAAAUACUCUUCUUAUGCUAUGAAUGUAGCAAUAUAUGGUUAUUUUAAUCACCUAACAAAUGAUUACGAAUCAUCAUCAUCAUCAACAACAACCACUCUGUAUUCUACUGAUAUGACAAAUUUUUACAAUAAUGGUAUGAUGCAUGUUAUCACGGACCGUCUAUCUACUUAUUUAAAUGAUCAAAAUGUAUUUAAUCCAGAAGGUACAUAUAAUUCCACUGCAACAAUUAUUGGUAUAAUUAAUCAAUUUGCAAUUAGAAAAAGUACCAACAAAUAUCUGAUUCCAAAUAAAUUAAAUACUGCAGAUAUUAUUAUGAAAGUAAAUUCGAAUUCUAUUGAUCCUGAUCUAUUUUGUUUUGAUGAUUAUCCCGACUUCGGUCUUGAAUUAUAUCAAAUUUUAUUACAAGUUUUCAAGAUUUACCCUGAUUUAAUCCUUAAUUCAAAUAUAACAAUUCAAGAGAACUUGAAAUUUUAUAUCGAAAGAUACAUUGAUGAUCAUUUCUUUAAAGAUGAACAAGAUAGGUAUUCAGCUGUUAUUCAUGCUCGUGAACAAGUUUAUAAAGAAGCACAAAGUUUGUAUAGCAAUGGUCAAGAUAUAAAUUUGGAUAAAUUCGUACUUUGCUUUCUUUAUCUUUUGGAAAAUCAUUUGGAAUUAUUCUAUGAAAAUGAUCUUUCUCAAGUUGAAACCACAAAGCAAACCGUUAACAAACUACGUGAACAAGGUAAUAAUCUAAUGAGUAAUUACGCGUACGGGCAAGCGAUUAAAGCAUAUACUCAAGCAUUAGAACUCUGUCCAAAAUCAUUCCCCAAUUUCCGCGACAUUCCUCAACUCCACACUAAUAGAGCAAUCGCAUUUAUUGGCCUCAAUUGUGUACCAGAAGCAAUUGAUGAUUUAAAUAUCGCAGUUGCCACAGAUCGUACCUUCACUCCUGCUUGGACUCAAUUAGGUUAUUGUCAUCUAUAUAUGGGAUCCGGACUACUUGCCCUAGAAUGCUAUCUUGUUGCCCUUAGAACCUGUGUUGGGGAUAUCAUACCCUUCAACUUCCCCCAAGAUUUAGUCUCACAAUAUCGUGACCAUAAAUUAAAAACCAUCCUACCACAAUUCAUAGAACGUCUAAGUUCUGCAAUCGCCCUUGCCGAGAAACGCGCCUAUCAACAAAACCAACCCGAAAGAGAAAUAAAACGAUUCGUAAGUGAAGUAAGAAAAAUCUUAGCCCAAUUAAGAGCAACGGGUCCAGAAGAAGAUAGGGAAUCAUUUACAUAUUUACCCCUUUAUCGUGAUUCAACAUUACGUACCAUGAGUGAACGGGCAAAUUCUCAACGUCCAAAUAUUUUAACUCCCGAAGUUAGUCAAAACAUAUUGGCAAGAUCUAGUGCUGGGGGAGGGGCAACUGGCACUGAGGGGGGUCCGACUGUGCGUGCAAUCCCCGUGGCUGCUAGUAUUAUUGAUACUCCCAGGAAUGAGACAGCAAGAGAUGGCAGAGGUGGUGGUUCGCCAGAAGCUGCUCGAGAUGGUCCCGGUAUUGGUGCUGCUGUUGCUGCUGCGGCUGCCGCGGCCGCACAAGCUGCUGGUAUGGAUCAAACAGCGGGGUUUCCACCAGGGGUAGGUACUACUACCACACAACUGACCCAACCUAAUUUUAGAGAUCUUUUAAACAAUUUCGGCGAUUUGAUGGAAGGUAGAAUCCCUCCUCCACCAGCUGCCGCAGGGGCAACAGGGGGUAGGAAUACUGGAGGUACAGGUAAUAGAGAUGGGUCUCCGGCUGCUGCGAUUGCGGAAACUAUAAUACAGGGUGUUGGGCAGGUUUUACCCGAGGGAAUUAGAGGGAUGAUUAGUUCUAUGACUGGGAAUGGUCAGAAUGCUAGGGUGUUUAUUGAUGGGAGGGAGAUUCCACUUCGUGGAAGUAGUUCCACUAAUAAUAAUAAUAAUAAUAAUGCAAAUGCAAAUGCGCAUAGCGGGGGGAAUAGAAAUGAUGGCUCCGAUGAUGUAGAUAUGGGCGAUGAUGACGUCCCUAAUGAUUUAGAUUGA
Molecule: messenger RNA, 2052 nt
Organism: Hemisphaericaspora subhashii
Lineage: Eukaryota; Fungi; Ascomycota; Pichiomycetes; Serinales; Debaryomycetaceae
Product: tetratricopeptide repeat protein
Exons: 1
Coding region: 1-2052 (683 amino acids)
Biological process (GO): post-translational protein targeting to endoplasmic reticulum membrane
Cellular component (GO): membrane; TRC complex
Molecular function (GO): protein binding; molecular adaptor activity
Source: RefSeq, a predicted model, not a curated record